CAGUAGAAAUACACCUUCUUACACUUUUUAAAUGAUUAAACUCAGGUAUUAUGGACCAAGGGGACACUUAGACCGAGGAAUUUUCCACGGGGUGCCGGGAAAGAGGAAAAGAUGAGGACGAAUCUGCCGGAGCUGAUCUUCCGGCUGUAAAAACAAGGCGGCAGUCAGCUGACGGUCCCUGCACCGCGGCUGGUUGACAGCGCCGGGUGUGCGGACAGCAGGAGACUCGGAACGAGGGGAGUUCUGUAGAAAUCUUGCCAAAGAAGAUGAAGAAAAACAGAGAAAGAUUCUGCAACAGAGAGAGGGAAUUUGUGUAUGAAUUCAAAGUGGGAGGUCAGUGCUUAGAACUGAGGGUGCCUCUCAGAUUUCCUGUUCAAGAGAAUGCCAGUCAUUUACAUGGCCGUCUGCUGCUGCUGCACGAUUUACCAUGCUUUAUAGAAAAAGACUUAAAAGAAGCUCUGAGCCAGUUUAUCGAAGAAGAAUCCCUCAAAGAUUAUGACAGAGAUGCUGAAGCAGCCCUGGAAGCUGUGAAGUCAGGUGAAGUAGACUUACAUCAGCUGGCAAGUACAUGGGCCAGAGCUUAUGCGGAGACCACAUUAGAGCAUGCAAGGCCUGAGGAGCCCAGCUGGGAUGAAGAUUUCGCAGAUGUGUACCAUGACCUAAUCCAUUCUCCUGCCUCUGAAACUCUCCUAAAUUUGGAACACAAUUACUUUGUCAGUAUCUCAGAACUGAUUGGCGAAAGAGAUGUGGAGCUGAAAAAAUUACGAGAGAGACAAGGCAUUGAAAUGGAAAAAGUGAUGCAGGAACUGGGAAAAUCACUGACAGAUCAAGAUGUAAAUUCACUGGCUGCUCAGCAUUUCGAAUCCCAGCAGGACUUGGAAAAUAAAUGGUCCAAUGAAUUAAAACAGUCGACUGCCAUUCAAAAGCAAGAGUAUCAGGAAUGGGUGAUGAAACUUCAUCAAGACCUAAAAAACCCCAAAAACAGCUCUCUCAGUGAGGAAAUUAAAGUUCAACCAAGUCAGCUCAGAGAAUCCGCUGAAGCAAAUGGAAGGAUUUAUGAGGAACAGAGAAAGUUAGAAGAAAGUUUUACCAUUCACUUAGGAGCCCAGUUGAAGACCAUGCAUAACCUGAGGUUGCUGAGAGCAGAUAUGCUGGAUUUCUGUAAGCACAAGAGGAGCCACCGAAGUGGUGUGAAGCUCCACCGACUCCAGACAGCACUGUCGCUUUACUCCACGUCCCUCUGUGGCCUGGUGUUGCUAGUGGAUAACCGAAUCAAUUCAUACAGUGGUAUUAAAAGAGAUUUCGCCACAGUUUGCCAAGAAUGCACUGACUUUCAUUUUCCCCGAAUUGAAGAUCAGCUGGAGGUUGUCCAGCAGGUGGUACUUUAUGCCAGAACCCAGCGCAGGAGCAAGCUGAAAGAAUCACACGAUUCUGGAAACCGAGAUGGAGGAAGUGAUGAUAAGACUAAGAAUGCAGAUAGAAACUAUUUAAAUAUUUUACCUGGAGAAUUUUACAUUACGCGGCAUUCUAAUCUCUCAGAAAUACAUGUUGCUUUCCAUCUUUGUGUGGACGACAACGUGAAAUCGGGAAACAUCACUGCUCGGGACCCUGCCAUUAUGGGUCUCCGAAACAUACUCAAGGUUUGCUGCACCCAUGACAUCACAACAAUAAGUAUUCCUCUCCUGCUGGUGCAUGAUAUGUCAGAGGAAAUGACUAUACCAUGGUGCUUAAGGAGAGCAGAACUUGUGUUUAAGUGUGUCAAAGGUUUCAUGAUGGAAAUGGCUUCAUGGGACGGAGGAAUUUCUAGGACAGUGCAAUUUCUGGUACCACAGAGCAUUUCUGAAGAAAUGUUUUACCAACUUAGUAACAUGCUUCCCCAGAUCUUCCGAGUAUCAUCAACACUCACCCUGACAUCCAAGCACUAAACCCCCUAGAUUGAUAUCUGGCAGAAGAAGAUGCGUAAACUAUCCAGGAACUUGAGAUGUGCUGGGAUUCUGUCAAGCAAAAGAUGCCCAGAAAGAGGACUUGCCACCCAAGCCACGAAUCAAAUCAUGAUAAACAUCUGUUAAACGUUCCAAAAUCCACAUGCCGUACAGACUAGUGCUCAGCCUCUUACUUAUACAGUUAUUUUUUUUCACACACACACACACACACACACACACACACACACACUGUAUUUUAUUUUUACAAGAGAUAAAUAAACUGACACCAAGCAUUGUAAAUGAAUGACCACAACAAAAGCAACAAUGAUUGCAAUUACCAAACACAAAACACCCUCAUACUAUGUCAUAAUAUUGACAUUCAGUCCAGUAAUCCUCCACUGUAACAGCUCCUUUACUUUGCAGUGAAAAUUGAUUUGUAUAUUUUUUGCCUCUGAGUCCUUGUGGGAUUUUUUUUUUAUUCAAACAGAAAGUCACAAAAAUUAUAAUCAUCCUCAUCAGUUCACUCAGUCCCAUGUAAUUAAUUUUUUUUUCAUCUUGAUCUUUUGUUAGCACUUAUAUGAAUUCAUCAGUUUUCUAUUAGAGUCCUGAAAAUGCUUAUUCAUUCAGUUCAGCAGUAUAGUCAGUUACCAGAAACCUGUACUUGUCAGAGUCGUUUCCAUGAAUUCCCGGAAGAUGAAACCCUUUUAUAGGAACAUUUUUGCAAAAGCAUCAGAGUACACCCAGAACUGUCUGUAAAUGACAAAAGACUUAAAAAUGACCACGGUUAAAGAUUUGAUGAAAGUUCAUAAUAAUGCGAUUGACAAGGAAAUUUAGUUAUUUCUGAGAUAUACAUUUUAAAGUAAUAACUAGAAUUAUGACUUAUAACAUUAUACCAGAACAUAUAAGAUUUUUAGAAAUUUCAUGUAAUGUCUGAAACAUUUAUAUUAACCUAUUUCCAUACAAAUAACCCAAAGAGAGUUUAGUAUUAGUUGUUUUUUUUUGUUUGUUUUUUUACACUGCAGGUUCUUAUUAGUCAUCAAUUUUAUACACAUCAGUGUAUACGUGUCAAUCCCAAUCGCCCAAUUCAGCAUACCACCAUCCCCACCCCACCACAGUUUUCCCCCCUUGGUGUCCAUACGUUUGUUCUCUACAUCUGUGUCUCAACUUCUGCCCUGCAAACCGGUUUAUCUGUACCAUUUUUCUAGGUUCCACAUACAUGCGUUAAUAUACGUUAUUUGUUUUUAUCUUUCUGACUUCACUGUGUAUGACAGUCUCUAGAUCCAUCCACGUCUCAACAAAUGACUCAAUUUCGUUCUUUUUUAUGGCUGCGUAAUAUUCCAUUUUAUAUAUGUACCACAACUUCUUUAUCCGUUUGUCUGUCGAUGGGCAUUUAGGUUGCUUCUAUGACCUGGCUAUUGUAAAUAGUGCUGCAGUGAACAUUGGGGUGCAUGUGUCUUUUUGAAUUAUGGCUUUCUCUGGGUAUAUGCCCAGUAAUGGGAUUGCUGGAUCAUACGGUAAUUGUAUUUUUAGUUUUUUAAGGAACCUCCAUACUGUUCUCCAUAGUGGCUGUAUCAAUUUACAUUCCCACCAGCAGUGCAAGAGAGUUCCCAUUUCUCCACACCCUCUCCAACAUUUGUUGUUUGUAGAUUUUCUGAUGAUGCCCAUUCUAACUGGUGUGAGAUGAUACCUCAUUGUAGUUUUGAUUUGCAUUUCUCUAAUAAUUAGUGAUGUUGAACAGCUUUUCAUGUGCUCCUUGGCUAUCUGUAUGUCUUCUUUGGAGAAAUGUCUAUUUAGGUCUUCUGCCCAUUUCUGGAUUGGGUUGUUGGUUUCUUUUAUGUUGAGCUGCAUGAGCUGUUUAUAUAUUUUGGAGAUUAAUCGUUUGUCCGUUGAUUCGUUUGCAAAUAUUUUCUCCCAUUCUGAGGGUUGUCUUUUCGUCUUGUUUAUGGUUUCCUUUGCUGUGCAAAAGCUUUGAAGUUUCAUUAGGUCCCAUUUGUUUAUUUUUGUUUUUAUUUCCAUUACUUUAGGAGGUGGAUCAAAAAAGAUCUUGCUGUGAUUUAUGUCAAAGAGUAUUCUUCCUAUGUUUUCCUCUAAGAGUUUUAUACUGUCCAGUCUUACAUUUAGGUCUCUAAUCCAUUUUGAGUUUAUUUUUGUGUAUGGUGUUAGGGAGUGUUCUAAUUUCGUUCUUUUACAUGUAGCUGUCCAGUUUUCCCAGCACCACUUAUUGAAGAGACUAUCUUUUCUCCAUUGUAUAUCUUUGCCUCCUUUGUCAGGUUAGUUGACCAUAUGUGCGUGGGUUUAUCUCUGGGCUUUCUAUCUUGUUCCAUUGAUCUAUGUUUCUGUUUUUAUGCCAGUACCAUAUUGUCUUGAUCACUGUAGCUUUGUAGUAUAGUCUGAAGUCAGGGAAUCUGAUUCCUCCAGCUCCGUUUUUUUCCCUCAAGACUGCUUUGGCUAUUUGGGGUCUUUUGUGUCUCCAUACAAACUUUAAGAUGAUUUGUUCUAGUUCCGUAAAACAUGCCAUUGGUAAUUUGAUGGGGAUUGCAUUGAAUCUGUAGAUUGCUUUGGGUAGUAUAGUCAUUUUCACAAUAUUGAUUCUUCCAAUCCAAGAACAUGGUAUAGCUCUCCAUCUGUUGGUAUCAUCUUUAAUUUCUUUCAUCAGUGUCUUAUAGUUUUCUGCAUACAGGUCUUUUGUUUCCCUAGGUAGUUUUAUUCCUAGGUAUUCUUUUUGUUGCAAUGGUAAAUGGGAGUGUUUCCAUAAUUUCUCUUUCAGAUUUUUCAUCAUUAGUGUAUAGGAAUGCAAGAGAUUUCUGUGCAUUAAUUUUGUAUCCUGCAACUUUACCAAAUUCAUUGAUUAGCUCUAGUAGUUUUCUGUGGCAUUUUUAGGAUUCUCUAUGUGUAGUAUGUCAUCUGCAAACAGUGACAGUUUUACUUCUUCUUUUCCAAUUUGUAUUCCUUUUAUUUCUUUUUCUUCUCUGAUUGCCGUGGCUAGGACUUCCAAAACUAUGUUAAGUAAUAGUGGUAAGAGUGGACAUCCUUGUCUCAUUCCUGAUCUUAGAGGAAAUGCUUUCAGUUUUUCACCAUUGAGAAUGAUGUUUGCUGUGGGUUUGUCAUAUACAGCCUUUAUCAUGUUGAGGUAGGUUCCCUCUAUGCCCACUUUCUGGAGAGUUUUUAUCAUAAAUAGGUGUUGAAUUUUGUCAAAAGCUUUUUCUGCAUCUAUUGCAAUGAUCGUAUGGUUUUUAUUCUUCAAUUUGUUAAUAUGGUGUAUCACAUUGAUUGAUUUGCGUAUAUUGAACAAUCCUUGCAUCCCUGGGAUAAAUCCCACUUGAUCAUGGUGUAUGAUCCUUUUAAUGUGUUCUUUUUUGGAUUCUGUUUGCUAGUAUUUUGUUGAGGAUUUUUGCCUCUAUAUUCAUCAGUGAUAUUGGUCUGUCAUGUUCUUUUUUUGUAGUAUCUUUGUCUGGUUUUGGUAUCAGGGUAAUGGUGGCCUCAUAGAAUGAGCUUGUGAGUGUUCCUUCCCCUGCAAUUUUUUGGAAGAGUUUGAGAAGGAUGGGCGUUAUCUCUUCUCUAAAUGUUUGAUAGAAUUCACCUGUGAAGCCAUCUGGUCCUGGACUUUUGUUUGUUGGAAGAUUUUUAAUCACAGUUUCAAUUUCAUUACUUGUGAUUGGUCUCUUCAUAUUUUCUGUUUCUUCCCAGUUCAGUCUUGGAAGGUUAUACCUUUCUAAGAAUUUGUCCAUUUCUUCCAGGUUGUCCAUUUUAUUGGCAUAGAGUUGCUUGUAGUAGUCUGUUAGGAUGCUUUGUAUGUCUGUGCUGUCUGUUGUAACUUCUUCUUUUUCAUUUCUAAUUUUAUUGAUUUUAGUCCUCUCCCUCUCUUUCUUGAUGAGUCUGGCUAAUGGUUUAUCAAUUUUGUUUAUCUUCUCAAAGAACCAGCUUUUAGUUUUAUUGAUCUUUGCUAUUGUUUUCUUUGUUUUUAUUUCAUUUAUUUCUGCUCUGAUCUUUAUGAUUUCUUUCCUUCUGCUAACUUUGGGUUUUGUUUGUUCUUCUUUCUCUAGUUCCUUUAGGUGUAAGGUUAGAUUGUUUACAUGAGAUUUUUCUUGUUUCUUGAGGUAGACUUGUAUAGCUAUAAACUUCCCUCUUAGAACUGCUUUUGCUGCAUCCCAUAGGUUUUGGAUCGUCGUGUUUUCAUUGUCAUUUGUCUCUAGGUAUUUUUUGAUUUCCUCUUUGAUUUCUUCAGAGAUCGCUUGGUUAUUUAGUAACGUAUUGUUUAGCCUCCAUGUGUUUGUGUUUUUUAUGUUUUUUUCCCUGUAAUUCAUUUCUAAUCUCCUAGCGUUGUGGUCAGAUAAGAUGCUUGAUAUGAUUUCAAUUUUCUUAAAUUUACUAAGGCUUGAUUUGUGACCCAAGAUGUGAUCUAUCCUGGAGAAUGUCCCAUGCACACUUGAGAAGAACGUGUAAUCUGCUGUUUUUGGAUGGAAUGUCCUAUAAAUAUCAAUUAAAUCUG
This is a messenger RNA of Balaenoptera acutorostrata (minke whale), 6411 nucleotides long. RefSeq names its product chromosome 11 C12orf4 homolog (gene FERRY3). Gene Ontology annotation, biological process: regulation of mast cell degranulation. The record is from RefSeq and is a predicted model, not a curated record. Bases 267 to 1925 code for a protein of 552 amino acids. The transcript is spliced from 14 exons. Lineage: Eukaryota; Metazoa; Chordata; Mammalia; Artiodactyla; Balaenopteridae. Gene Ontology annotation, cellular component: cytoplasm.